CGCCCGCCCCGUCCAGCCGCGCGCAGCCUCGUCCCCCCUCCUUGAACUGGACCUCUCCCCCAGCAAACCAGACUGAGGGACCACUCUGGAAUUUCUAUGAGGCGUUGGUUGCGGGAUGUGUGUUGUGUGCUGAGGCAGGAUGUGUGCUGGGGGGUUUGCUUUUGGGCACCAAUGGAGAUGAUGGGGCCACAUCCUUCAACUCCCCCUCCGGGGCCCACCACCACCAGCCUUACUCCUCCUGAACCCACCAAGAGGGCACUCCCACCCAGCUCCGUCUCUGUGGAUGAAUUCGACCUCAGAUUUGGGUCCACAGUCAUUUAUUGAGCGCCUACUGUAUGCUGGGGAUACAGCUGUAAACACGAGGUCCUUGCCUUCCUGGAACGUCCACUCUAGACAGACAGACAGACAAAAGCAAGAUACGAGGCCCUGCCAAGCCAGCUUGGAGUUGUGAGUGUGGCCACUUCUUCUCAACUGCUCAGUCCCCACCAGGACCAAGCUGGAGCCCCUCCCCUGCCCCCUUCAAAUCCCCCUCCAUCCUAUCCUUCCUUUGAUCUGACCCUGACUCACCUCCUUCCUGUUUCUUAAAAACCCUUCCCACAUCCCCAGACUAAGCCCUUCCUCUCUGGCCGCCCCCCACAGGACGUCUCCUUUUUCUGUAAUCUUCUCUUUGGUUACCUUACUCUCUAUUUCUUACUGGGGUCCUAGGAGAUACCAGCACCCCCAUUCACCUUGCCUGAUCUUUUCAACACCCCCUAACCACAGUCUGCCUUAGCUCAACACUAUCCCAUAUAUUUCAUGUGUCUUCUAGGACAUUCCACCCCACCAUUACACUUACUUCCUAUAUCAACUACAAAAAUCUUUCUCUCACCACUGCCCACGGAUGCCGCCAUCUCAUCUAUAAACAUUCCCGUCAGCCAAUUUUUGUGUCACCCCAAUACUCUGUCAUUUAUGCUCUGAUUGCGUCUGUAAACACCUCCUUGACAAAGCUCUUUGUUAAUCCUGCCAUCCCCCCAAACACCUCUCCUGUUGUAAUUCUAUCCCUCCUCCAACUUUCCCCUCUCAAGCUCUACCUUCCGUGCCCCGCUUUGCCCACGAUUCUCGGUCGAUCUCAUUUCUUCCCCUCGGAGCUCCCACCAUGUUACCCUGAGCCUCCAAGGAGGGGGCUCAGGGGGCCCGAUGGCUUCCCGCCCCCCGUGGCCCCACAGCCCCCGUGGGCCAGGGGAAGUGCCUCGAAAGCCCCAGUGCCGAGGAUGGGCAACCGCACGUGGGAGGGCUGCCAUGUGGACUCACGUGUGGACCACCUCUUCCCGCCGUCCCUCUAUAUCUUUGUCAUCGGGGUGGGGCUGCCCACCAACUGCCUGGCCCUGUGGGCCGCCUACCGCCAGGUGCGGCAACGCAACGAGCUGGGCGUGUACCUGAUGAACCUCAGCAUCGCCGACCUGCUGUACAUCUGCACGCUGCCGCUGUGGGUGGACUACUUCCUGCACCACGACAACUGGAUCCACGGCCCCGGCUCCUGCAAGCUCUUCGGGUUCGUCUUCUAUACCAACAUCUACAUCAGCAUCGCCUUCCUGUGCUGCAUCUCUGUGGACCGCUACCUGGCCGUGGCCCACCCGCUGCGGUUUGCCCGCCUGCGCCGUGUCAAGACGGCCGUGGCCGUGAGCUCCGUGGUCUGGGCCACCGAGCUGGGUGCCAACUCGGCGCCCCUGUUCCAUGACGAGCUCUUCCGGGACCGCUACAACCACACCUUCUGCUUCGAGAAGUUCCCCAUGGAGGGCUGGGUGGCCUGGAUGAACCUCUACCGCGUUUUUGUGGGCUUCCUCUUCCCGUGGGCCCUCAUGCUGCUGUCCUACCGUGGCAUCCUGCGGGCCGUGCGGGUCAGCGUGUCCACCGAGCGCCAGGAGAAGGCCAAGAUCAAGCGGCUGGCCCUCAGCCUCAUUGCCAUCGUGCUGGUCUGCUUCGCGCCCUACCACGUGCUCCUGCUCUCGCGCAGCGCCGUCUACCUGGGCCGCCCCUGGGACUGCGGCUUCGAGGAGCGUGUCUUCUCCGCAUACCACAGCUCGCUGGCCUUCACCAGCCUCAACUGCGUGGCUGACCCCAUCCUCUACUGCCUCGUCAACGAGGGCACCCGCGGCGACGUGGCCAACGCCCUGCACAACCUCAUCCGCUUCCUGGCCAGUGACAAGCCCCAGGAGAUGGCCAACGCCUCCCUUACCCUGGAGACCCCACUCGCUUCCAAGAGGAACAAUGUGGCCAAGGCCGUGGCGGCUGGCUGGGCGGCAGCUCCGCUGGCCCAGGGGGACCAGGUGCAGCUGAAGAUGCUGCCGCCGGCACAGUGAACCUCAGAUCACGCAGAGCCCCCUCCUCAAAUCUCAUCUCACACCCUCUUCCCUCUGGGGCUGGUGUAUGCAAAUUUAUGUAAAUAAGUCCAUAUUAAUAUUCAUAAGAAUAUAAAAAAUAGGAAAACAGUGA
Molecule: messenger RNA, 2472 nt
Organism: Equus quagga
Lineage: Eukaryota; Metazoa; Chordata; Mammalia; Perissodactyla; Equidae
Gene: GPR4
Product: G protein-coupled receptor 4
Exons: 4
Coding region: 1251-2339 (362 amino acids)
Biological process (GO): G protein-coupled receptor signaling pathway
Cellular component (GO): membrane
Molecular function (GO): G protein-coupled receptor activity
Source: RefSeq, a predicted model, not a curated record